AUGAUCAUUUUUUGUUUUAUUUCUCAUUUUUCAUUUCUUUGUUUUCUUCAACCUUUCCUAUUUUUCUUCUCCUCUUUCUCUACCUUUUUAUUCCUAGUUUUCUUCUUUAUUUUUUAUUUGACAUUUUUUCUUCUUUAUUUUGUUCAUCCUUUCUUUCUUUUCUCAUUUACCUUUAACAUCAACCUCCUUCUGACCUUCUCUCUAAUUGCUUUAUCAACUGAAUCCCAUCUUCUUCAUCCGAUCCUCACCCAUUCUUCUUCUUCUUCUUGUCAUUCAUUUUCUUUUUCAUUCAUCAUUUCUUCCCUCAUCUUCUUUAUGAUGAUGAUCAUGAUCAUGAUCAUCUUCUUCUUUUUCUUUUUCUUCUUCAUCACUUCAUCAACUUCUUCGUCUUUUAUUUUAAUUUUCUUUCUUCAUAUAAUCGCUCUUCUUCUUCAUCCACUUCUUGUUGACUUUCAUUUACUUUUUCCUUCUUCCCAUUAUCAUCACCAUCUUCUUCUUCUUCUUCUUCUUUUUCUUCUACUUCUUCUUCUUCUUCUUCAUCGACUUCUUCUUGACUUUCGUUCACUUUUUCCUUCUUCAUCUAAUCCUUUUUCCUUCUUCUUCUUCAAUAAUUCUAUAACUCUCUCUCUCUUAUUCAUUCUUCUUUUGUCUCUUCCUCCUCCUCUUCAUUUCAUCCUAUCCCUCUCCCUUUGCAUUUGA
This is a messenger RNA of Acanthosepion pharaonis, 699 nucleotides long. The record is from the annotation of a GenBank genome assembly. Lineage: Eukaryota; Metazoa; Mollusca; Cephalopoda; Sepiida; Sepiidae.